AUGACGCCGCCCCCACAAGUCCGCAGCGGACGAGGCCGCUCUGGAGGUCCGCUUCUGUCCGCUCGUGUCCGCUCGUGUCCGCUCGUGUCCGCUCGAGGGCGUAACGCCAGCACGACCCUUCAGCUCGCGCAAUAUAACGGUCGCAUUGACCAGUGGAAUGAUAAAUUAGCUCUAGUGACCGGUGCAACAUCAGGGAUUGGCCUGGAAGCCGCCCUGGCCUUGUAUGCGACUAGCGCCCAUGUUUUCAUUGCCGCCCGUGAUCCCCGAGGGAAGUCCGCUGUGAAGUAUAUCCGCCCAGGAAUCAUGGCAACGCCAUACACAACGACAGCGGAUGGAGUCCAGCGGCAGUUUGCGGUGAAUCAGCUUGCAUACUUCACAUUGUCUGCUAUGCUUUUGCCGACCGUGAUGGCAAGCAGCUCGGGCGACUCCAACUUGAGAAUCGUCCAAAUAUCGUCCGCCUCUCAUCGAUGCUCGUCUAUUGAUUUGGACAUCAACUACGAGAAUCGACCAUACGAUCCAUAUCUGUCCUACGGUCAGUCCAAUACAGCCAUGAUCUGA
This is a messenger RNA of Aspergillus steynii IBT 23096, 558 nucleotides long. RefSeq lists its product as uncharacterized. Lineage: Eukaryota; Fungi; Ascomycota; Eurotiomycetes; Eurotiales; Aspergillaceae. The record is from RefSeq and is a predicted model, not a curated record. The coding region runs from base 1 to 558 and encodes 185 amino acids. The transcript has 2 exons.